AUGGAACAACGAGAGAUAGUCGAGUACCACUUCUACUGUCCGCCGGGAGUACAGUGCAUCCUAGCCUGCGGAAGCAGCGCCUUCAUCGGAGAGGUGGAUGAUUCGACUAUCCUGAAGUAUCCCCUGGAGCCGGGAGGCGAUUUGACGCGCCUCGAGCUUGAACAUAAGAUUCUCACUGUAGUUGGUCGACAUCCUCGCAUUAUCGGCCACAAAGGGUUCACAGAGACCGGCCUGUACCUUGAACGCGCAGUCAACGGGACAAUCUUCAAAGACCUGACCGCAUCAGAUGUUCCCGCUCCCUCUCUUCAACAAAGGCUGGCAUGGUGCCGAGAACUUUCCGAGGCAGUCGAACAUGUACAUUCAAAAAGGGUGAUCCUUUGUGAUAUCCAGCCUGCAAACGUCUUGGUUGACCGGUGUGCGCAUCUCAAGCUAGCCGGUUUUCAAGGGCGCUAUCUCUCUGAGGACGGUAACAUUAUAUUGGAUGGAUGGUCUGGCGAGCCGUGUCGGUAUUUCUGUCCGCGAGACGAUGAAUUCGCAGCUAACUUCAAGACGGAUUUCUUUGCGCUUGGGUCUACUAUUUACUUUAUUAUGACGGGACAGGGGGUUUUUCCAGAUAUCGCUAGCGGAGAGGCUGGGUGGGAUGACGAGGUUAAGUCACGGUUUGCACGAGGUGCUUUCCCGCAUGAUUCUACUGCCUGUGCCAUUAUCACUCAGAAGUGUUGGAUGCAACAGUGCAACCCCGCGGGAGAGGUUCUCGAGGAUAUCAGACGUGCCGAGCAGGGUUUGGAGUUAGCUUUGAGCUAG
Molecule: messenger RNA, 804 nt
Organism: Colletotrichum graminicola M1.001
Lineage: Eukaryota; Fungi; Ascomycota; Sordariomycetes; Glomerellales; Glomerellaceae
Exons: 1
Coding region: 1-804 (267 amino acids)
Biological process (GO): intracellular signal transduction; protein phosphorylation
Molecular function (GO): ATP binding; protein serine/threonine kinase activity
Source: RefSeq, a predicted model, not a curated record